Messenger RNA from Cavenderia fasciculata, 237 nucleotides. RefSeq lists its product as uncharacterized. The record is from RefSeq and is a predicted model, not a curated record. The transcript has a single exon. NCBI's taxonomy places the organism in Eukaryota, Evosea, Eumycetozoa, Acytosteliales, Cavenderiaceae. The coding region runs from base 1 to 237 and encodes 78 amino acids.
AUGAGUAACAACUCUCAAAGUAGUAGUAGUAAUAAUAAUAAUAAGAAUGCUCAAGUCAAAGCACCACAUCCAAUGCUAGACCCCUCAGCUUGCAAGGAACUAAAAGAUCGUCAUGAUGCAUGUUUUUAUAAGUGGUAUGGUGGUAGUUUCCUCAAAGGCAAUGUAUCACAAGACUGUCAAGAAGAGUGGGAAGAGUACCAAGUUUGUAUAAAAGUAAUUGUGAUUCAUAGUAUUUGA